AUGCAACCCCAGCCGACAUACGGCACGGCGCAGAUGGUGUCUCCAGCUCAAGGCUCGCCAGUAGCCGGGCCGAGCACGCAGCAGGACGGGACGGUGGAUGGGAAGGGGAGGAGGUUGCCGCGAGUGUUGUUGAUGGGGCCCAGGAGCGGCGGCAAGUCGAGCAUUCGCAAGGUCGUCUUCGAGGGAAUGGCGCCGAACGACACGCUUUUCAUCGAGAAGACGAACAAGUCGAGUUCGGACGAUAUCAACUCCUUCCUCUCGAUGCGGAUGUGGGACCUCCCCGGCGGCCAACUCGAUCCGGAGCAACUGAAUCUCUCCUUCGAAGACACCGACGCCGUCAUCUUUGUCCUCGACGCCCAGAGCACGCUGCAUGACGUGAUCCGGAAGUUGAGCGUGACGAUGCACAAGGCGUAUACGGCGAACCCGGGCAUCCAGUUUGAGAUCUUCCUGCACAAGGUGGAUGGCAUGUCGGAGGACUACCGAUUAGACACGCUCCAGAACCUGCGGGAUCGUCUGACGGAAGAGCUCUUCGACAUGUCGCCGGAGCUCGAGUCGAACAUGAACGUCUUCUACCACCUCACCUCGGUCUUUGACACGUCCAUCUAUGAGGCGCUGUCGAAGGUCAUCCAGAAGCUCAUCCCGGAGCAGGCGAUGCUCGAGCGACUGCUGGACUUGCUGUGUCAGCAAUGCUCGAUGGACAAGGCGUUCAUCUUCGAGACGGCGUCCAAGAUCUACAUUGCGACCGACUCGGCACCGCUCGACAACCAGACCUACGUCAUCUGCGCCGAUUACCUCGACCUGGUCGGCGACUUUGCCCAGCUCUACGAAACGCCCGCUCUGUCACUCCCGCCCGCACAAGGCGACACCUCCCUUUCGCGGGCCGGCACUCUCUCCCGCUCGACGGGCCGCGACGUCUCAUCCUCUUCGACCCCCUCCGCCACGGGCAGUCGACGCGAGUCCUCUACAGCUGCCUCAAAACCAUCGUCGGCUAUCUCAUCCCCUGCGAAAGCGGGUGCCGGACGACCAGUCAGCGUUGCGAGCAGUGUUGGUGGCGGAUUGGAGGGGAAGCGGGUGACGAGGAGGUUGCCGCAUAGCAAGGUGAGGCUGGGAACGGGAGCGACGAUUGCGCAGUGGAGCAUCAACGAGAACCUUUCGCUCGUCGCGCUCCUUCGACCGCACACGCAAGACCAACACUCGGCGAUGAUUGACUACAACGUAGCGACGUUCCGCCAAGCCGUCCUCGCCAUCUUUGGAGUCGGCGUGAGCGCUCCCAUCGGUUGA
Molecule: messenger RNA, 1281 nt
Organism: Rhodotorula toruloides NP11
Lineage: Eukaryota; Fungi; Basidiomycota; Microbotryomycetes; Sporidiobolales; Sporidiobolaceae
Product: Ras-related GTP-binding protein C
Exons: 7
Coding region: 1-1281 (426 amino acids)
Biological process (GO): positive regulation of TOR signaling; cellular response to amino acid stimulus; cellular response to starvation
Cellular component (GO): Gtr1-Gtr2 GTPase complex; fungal-type vacuole membrane; nucleus
Molecular function (GO): GTP binding; GTPase activity
Source: RefSeq, a predicted model, not a curated record